Molecule: messenger RNA, 434 nt
Organism: Oncorhynchus kisutch (coho salmon)
Lineage: Eukaryota; Metazoa; Chordata; Actinopteri; Salmoniformes; Salmonidae
Product: multiple epidermal growth factor-like domains protein 11
Exons: 4
Cellular component (GO): membrane
Molecular function (GO): protein binding
Source: RefSeq, a predicted model, not a curated record
UAGUUCAGUCUGUCCAUAUCCAUCCCUGUGUUCACUAGAGGAUCUCUAAGAACUCAUACCUUCACUUCAACCCCAUCCCAGUCACACAAACCUGUCUCAUCACAAGGGCUGGAGGAUGGGGCCAGGUGGGGCUGUCUCUGUGGCCCUGCUAGGGUUCACCCUCCUGGGGUUGAUCUAUGGCGCGUUGCCCUUGAACCCGGAUGACCCUAACGUGUGUAGUCACUGGGAGAGUUAUGCUGUGACGGUCCAGGAGUCCUAUGCCCACCCCUUUGACCAGGUCUACUACACAAGAUGCACCGACAUCCUCACCUGGUUCAAAUGUACCAGACACAGGAUCAGCUAUAAGACAGCGUACCGUAGGGGUGUGAGGACUAUGUACAGAAGGCGUUCUCAGUGUUGCCCGGGCUUCUAUGAGAACGGAGACCUGUGUGUCC